Xylaria bambusicola is the source of this 2046-nucleotide messenger RNA. RefSeq lists its product as uncharacterized. Gene Ontology annotation, molecular function: DNA-binding transcription factor activity, RNA polymerase II-specific; zinc ion binding. The record is from RefSeq and is a predicted model, not a curated record. Gene Ontology annotation, biological process: regulation of DNA-templated transcription. The transcript is spliced from 9 exons. NCBI's taxonomy places the organism in Eukaryota, Fungi, Ascomycota, Sordariomycetes, Xylariales, Xylariaceae. Bases 1 to 2046 code for a protein of 681 amino acids.
AUGACUGAGGCUGCUGAGGCGCUUUCCAGGGCUUUUCCUGGCCCUAUGAGGAAAAAAUUUGCCAUUCCUCCUGUCAAGAUAGCUUGUUUGUCUUGUCGGGCAUCCAGGACGAGAUGUAACGGCGAGCAUCCGUGCGCCAGUUGUGUGACAAAAGAUCGCGAAUGCGUCUACAAGCCCAGUCGAAGGGGUGGCCCUCGCGUUCGCAAAAAGUCGCGUCCCCUUUCUGAUUACCAAGAUCUUGCCACAUCUCUACCUCCGAAAGCAGAGGAGAUGCCGCAGACUGGACUCCUAGUAGAAGAGUACAUCGGUCCUGGGGCCGGCCUCAAGGCACUGGCUGAAGUAUUUCAGGAUAGCGAUACUAUAUAUGACCACCUCUUCCAAAGUCCCGUGGAGGAAAUACCAUUUAGUAUACAUGUACCCAUUACUCGCACCUAUGGAAGUGAUAACCGCGCCAUUUUGAAUGCGUAUUAUAUAUGGAUACACCCAUACUUUCCCAUUCUGCCAGCACCUGAGCAGGUACCAAUGCCUGAUCAGCCGCUGGCCUUGGCAGAGAACCAGAGUGAAGGUUUUCAGGAGCCCUUGUCUGCGAUAUCUCUAGCGAUUUCAGCGAUACUAGCCCUCAUCCCAUGUCCCCUCGAUUCUCACCCGCUGAGUGAGGAGUCUAUUCGCUGGAGACGUACGUAUUCUCAAUUCCUCGCCAAGGCAGCAUUAGAAAGUGUUGAAAAUGAGAGUGAUCGACCCGAGUCAUCAGUCGAACCCGCCAAAGCUCUUGAUGACUCCGAUGACGAAAUAUUUCGCGAGAAGUUCCAUCCUCAGGUCCCGCUGGAAUUGGAAAGUAUUAUAGCUCUUGAUCUUCUUAGCAUCUACGAAUAUGCGCAACGCGGAAACUUGAAGAAAAUGCGCGCAAGGGCUGGAGCUGCAUUAGUGGCAGCAAUGUCUCUCCAUCUACAUCAGAGGAGUGAAGUUGAGGACGAAUUCACGGAGGCUCGCCGACGCGUAUGGUGGAUGACGUACAUUUGUGUAUGUCAAGGCUCAAUAGUCAGCAACACGGCGCCUACCUUUGAGGUCUUUGGAUCAAGCUACACGGCUAGGUACCCGACGAUUCUAGCCGAUGCAGAGGCUUGGCCAACUUUUGUACGGUCCCAGCAAGCUAUUCUAGCCGCCACACAGUUUGUCAUCGAGUUUAAUAAGGUCAGAGAAACUGGGGCAGAUAUGACUCGAAUUUAUACUCGAAUGCAAGAACUUGAGAGGCUCCUAGAACCGUUGAUAAACCAAACCGAGUCAUGGGCUUCAGACUUCCCGAUAGCACAGCCAGUUGAUCGUAACGAAGCUGUUAUGGCCAAUGCUUUGCGAUGCAUGUCGCGAAUCAAACUAAAUAGUGCCCGAAUUAAGGUGCAUCGUUACUGUGCGUUCUUUGACAUCGCGGUGUUUACCAACAAGCAUUGUGAUCUAGCUAGCCUUCCCAAGCAGGAAGACUAUGGCUGUGAACCUCGACGUCUUCAAUCUUGCUGCAUGACAACAUUACACAGCCCUCCAUCAACCUGCGGGCAGUCGACAGGAUCUUUAUCCCCUGGUGCGUCUGAUAGUCCAUCACCCAACUCGAACGGUCAUACGCAGCCGUCUAUAGCCGAUAUGCCGUUCUCAAGGCAUGAGUCGACUAGGAUUUGCUUAAAGUCCGCCCUGAACAUUGCAGCAAGCUUUGAUGCUAUGCCUUAUCCGAACCCCACUGGUCAAUUUUGCGAAACGCCAGUCUACUUAGGGCCAAGGUCAACCUUCAUCACGCCUAGGACGAUGCCCUCUUUUGCUUGUUGUGCAAUGCAAUGUAGCUACGCCUUGCUUAUGGUCAAGGAUCGCACAGAGUCUAUUUAUCCCAAGUCAAACGGGAAUAACAAUGUUCUUGUAGACAAUUUGCGUGAUCGCUUGCAGCAGGGGCUACUCUCCGUUUUAGCGACACUAGAGAACUACGCCACAGCCUUCGAAGCGUUGGGUGGUAUGCGAGAUCAAAUCCGAGACAAGGUCGAUCUUAAUUUCAAUUUCACGUUCUAG